AUGUCGGAAGUUUCAGGUGAAAAUCAAGCAGCAACAGCUAAUACUGGUAAUGAAUCAGCUGAGAAAAAUAUAGUCAGUACAACAACACCAUCGGAACAAAUGGAAGCUCAACCAGCUGCCGAUGCAGGUGAACAACAAUCUAAUGAUAAACAAGCUGAUACAACCAAGGAAAAUAAUGUUAAUUCGCAGCAACAAUCAGGUGAAAAAACCAAACCUGAUUUAUCAACAUUACCAACACGGGCUUAUCUUGAUCAAACUGUUGUACCAAUUCUUCUUCAAGCAAUGUCUCAACUUGCUAAAGAACGACCUGCUAAACCCAUUAGUUUUCUUGCUGAAUAUUUACUUAAUCAUAAAGAAAAAUAUAAUGAAUAA
Messenger RNA from Adineta steineri, 372 nucleotides. The record is from the annotation of a GenBank genome assembly. NCBI's taxonomy places the organism in Eukaryota, Metazoa, Rotifera, Eurotatoria, Adinetida, Adinetidae.